AUGAGUCAGGCCAAGAGGACCACCCAGGGCGCUGCAGCUGCUGGCGCAGCGAAGGGUGCGCGUGGUGGGCGCUUCCGUCUGAGGCAGAAGAAUAAGAGAGCGACGGACCUGAAGCGUCAGGCAAUGGGGAAGACAUCUUGCAAACUUAGGAAGAGUAUUACUCCUGGCACGGUGCUGAUCCUCCUGAGCAGCGGCUACAGAGGGAAGCGUGUCAUCUGCCUGAAGCAGCUGGAGCCCUCGGGCCUUCUCCUUGUCACAGGACCUUUCACAGUCAAUGGAGUGCCUCUUCGCCGCGUCAACCCGCGGUAUGUGAUCGCCACAAGCACCAAAGUUGACGUCUCUGGCGUGAAUCUGAACGGCAUUACCGACAAGAUGUUCACCCGCACGCCGAAGGAGAAGCGAGAAGAAAGGAAGAUGCGCACGAAGGACGAUACCUCCAUGUUCGUUCAGCAAGAGAACACAACUCAGAAGGCCCUCCCAGAGGAAAGAAAGAAACUGCAGGAACAAGUCGACAAGGCUCUCCUCGCCGUAGUCAACAAGGACGCCCUCCUCAAGCAGUACCUCAAGACACGUUUCACCCUGAGAUCAAACAUGGCCCCCCACGCCAUGAAGUUCUAA
Eimeria maxima is the source of this 618-nucleotide messenger RNA. Its product is annotated as 60S ribosomal protein L6, putative. Gene Ontology annotation, biological process: cytoplasmic translation; ribosomal large subunit assembly. Bases 1 to 618 code for a protein of 205 amino acids. Gene Ontology annotation, cellular component: ribosome; cytosolic large ribosomal subunit. The record is from RefSeq and is a predicted model, not a curated record. The transcript has a single exon. Lineage: Eukaryota; Apicomplexa; Conoidasida; Eucoccidiorida; Eimeriidae. Gene Ontology annotation, molecular function: structural constituent of ribosome; RNA binding.